Molecule: messenger RNA, 849 nt
Organism: Scedosporium apiospermum
Lineage: Eukaryota; Fungi; Ascomycota; Sordariomycetes; Microascales; Microascaceae
Exons: 4
Coding region: 1-849 (282 amino acids)
Source: RefSeq, a predicted model, not a curated record
AUGGUUAGGGUAUCUCAAGUAGCGACAAGUCUGCUCCUCGGGUUCGUUACCCCAGUGGUAUGCCAUGGCUACUUGAAGAGCAUCCAGGUAAACGGGCAAGACUACCUCGCAUGGCAAGUUGACCAAGAUGACUUCCUCUCUCCGCCGCCAGUCCGAUAUGCCAGGAAGCUCAAGGAUAAUGGAUCCGUGCCGAACUUCACAACUGCGGACAUAACAUGCGGUGCUGGAGGCAACAUUCCGGCUGAAGGAACAAUCGAGCUCAAGGCAGGCGAUAAAGUGUUUGCAUUUCCAUGUUGGUAUAUGGGCUUUGAAUUCGGAUACGCUGACGUAAAAUGGAGUAGCACGAUGAAGUGGGAUCAAUGGGGAAGCUCGCAUAGUGGGCCAGUAAUGAAUUAUCUUGCGCAUUGCACCAAUGACGACUGCAAGUCCUUCAAAGGCGACAAGGGCAAUGUUUGGGUGAAGAUCUCGCAGUUGGGUUACAACCCGAGCGCCCAACCACCCUGGGCGUCUGAUCUUCUUCGCGAACAAGGGGCCAAAUGGAACAUUGUCAUACCGCCGACCUUGGCGCCGGGAGAGUAUCUUCUCCGUCACGAGAUCCUCGGACUCCACGUUGUGGAUAAGCGGAUGGCGGCUCAGUUCUAUCCUAGCUGCACACAUAUUCGGGUCACGGAGGGAGGAUCGAGUCAACUGCCUGAGGGCGUGUCGCUUCCCGGCGCGUAUGACCCCGAUGAUACCGCCGGGAUCCUUGUCCCUCUGUGGAAGGUUAACCAGGGCCAGCAAGAAUACAUUCCCCCGGGAGGCCCUGUUUGGAGCGAGGCGGCUCCCGAUCCGAAUCGGUCGGGUCCAUGA